Molecule: messenger RNA, 1719 nt
Organism: Didymodactylos carnosus
Lineage: Eukaryota; Metazoa; Rotifera; Eurotatoria; Philodinida; Philodinidae
Source: the annotation of a GenBank genome assembly
AUGUCUGGACGAUCUACAACUCGGCGACCGGCAACUCCUUCCAGUAGUACUUUAAAUCUAUCGCGUACACAAGAAAAAGAACAACUCGAAACACUCAAUAAUCGAUUGGCUGUUUAUAUUGAUACUGUUCGACGUCUUGAACAAGAUAAUGAAAAAUUAAAAAAUGUAAUAUCGACAUACUCAGAAACGUAUGAAAGCGAGACAUCGAAAGUGAAAACGUUAUAUGAACGUGAAUUAGAGGAUGCAAAAAAAUUAAUUGAAGAAUUAGCACGUGAAAAAUCACGUUUAGAAAUUGAUGGUGAAAAGGCGCGUGCUGAAGCACAAGAUGCUUUAACAAAACUGAGUCGCAAAGAACGUGAAGCACGUGCUAAUGAAGCACGUUUGAAACAAUAUGAAAAUGAAAUUGGUGAAUUGAAAGCACGAAACGAUGCAGUUAUCCUUGAUGCUAAUAGAAAAACAGACGACAACGUUGCACUUCGUGGUCUGAAUAGUGAUCUCGAAAAACAGGUUACAUCAUUGAAACGACAGUUGGAAUCUGAAACUCUAUUACGUGUUGAUCUGGAGAAUAAAAACAAGACAUUGAGAGAAGAACUUCUAUUUAUUCAAGAAGUUCAUAACACAGAAAUGGAACAAAUCAAACAACAAAAACGCGUUCAUGUUCAACAUUACGGUGAAGAUAUACGUCGAGAAUACGAUGAUCGUCUGUUGAAUGAAUUACAACAAUUACGUGUUCAAACUGACCAAGAAAUGCAAGCCAUUCGAGAUGAAAUAGCCAGUCAAUAUGAGAAAAAGAUUGCAGAUCUUCAAAGUACCAAUCGUCGUAAUGCGGAACAAGUUGGUUCAUAUCGUUCUGAUGUGACAUCGUAUCGUGAUCGUAUUGAGGAAAUAACAAAAGCACGUGAUGCUCUAAAUGAUAAAGUUUCGGUUUUGGAACAACGAUGUCGUGAAUUAGAAGAUCGUUUACAUCGUGCACAACAAAAACAAGAUGAUUUAUUAUCAGACCGAGAAGAUGAAAUACAACGUUUAAAACAACAUAUUGAACAAAUGCAAACUGAAUAUCAAAAUUUGUUAGAUGUUAAAAUUGGUUUAGACAGAGAAAUAGCAACAUAUAGAAAAUUAUUAGAAUCAGAAGAGGAACGAUUGAAUAUAUCUGGUAAUGCAUCUCGUAUUGGCGAGCACAGUAGCCUGACAACCGAUAAUGUAACAACAAGUGGUUCAAAUACAACGUUUGAUACAAGCAGUUAUCCAACACACCGUCAAAAACGUCCACGUUAUGAAGAUUUCUCAACGUCGGCUACGUCCGCUAGUAGUCAUCAAGUAACAGAUCUAUUGACGCGUACACUCAAUGCUGGUGCUGCAUCAAGUAUGCACCAACAAUUAUUAGAUGGUAUUAAUAUUAUAGAUGAUGAAAGUUCUCAUCCAAAAUAUGUUAAACUUGUCAAUAAUACAAGUCAAGAUCUUCAACUAAAUGGUUGGGUUUUAAAACGCAAAGUUGGUAAUCAAACAUAUGAGCAUAAAUUUCAACGUGGUAUGCUACUCAAAGCUAGUGCAACAUCCACGAUUUGGAGUAAUGAUGCAAAUGAAAUAACUCAUGAACCACCAGGUAAUAUUAAACUUCGAACAAACAAGUGGUUCGUUGGAGGACUAGAAAAUAAGAAAACAAUACUUGAAGAUGCAGAUGGUCAUAUCGUUGCUGAAAAGAUUCUGACAAUAAAGUAG